This is a messenger RNA of Colletotrichum graminicola M1.001, 2397 nucleotides long. RefSeq names its product TPR domain-containing protein. The record is from RefSeq and is a predicted model, not a curated record. The coding region runs from base 1 to 2397 and encodes 798 amino acids. The transcript has a single exon. Lineage: Eukaryota; Fungi; Ascomycota; Sordariomycetes; Glomerellales; Glomerellaceae. Gene Ontology annotation, molecular function: protein binding.
AUGUCGGACCUGGAGGAAGCCAUCGACCUUGCGAGACAAGCUCUCAGGGCCACACCCAACGAGAACAAUGACAACCCAUCGGCAAGAUUGAACAAUCGGUUGGCACGGUUAAACAACCUCAGCAUACGACUAAGCGACAGAUUCAAGCGCACUGGCGCGAUGAUGGACCUAGAAGAGUCUAUCGAGAUCGCGAGGCAGACCGUCGAGGCCAUCCCUGGCAACCACUUGGACCGGGUGGGAGCGUUGAGCAAUCUCAGCAACCGGCUAGGAGAAAGAUACUCACGCACUCGUGAGCUUUCGGACCUGGAGGAAUCCGUCAGUCUCGCGAGGCAAGCUGUCGAGGCCUCUCCCCCGGAGCAUCCUAUCCGGGCAGCAAUGCUAAACAAUCUUGCAUACCGACUACACGACCUCUCUGUGCACACUCAUGCGAUGGAAGACGCGGAAGAAGCUGUCCAGAUUGCCGAACAAGCCGUCGAGGCCAAUCCCAAUAGCUACAUGGACCGACCUACAACACUCUUCACCCUUGGAUACCAACUGAUCGCCAGGUACGAGGAGACUGGUGCGACAGCAGACCUUGGGAAAGCUAUCGGGGUCAUCAGACAAGCCAUCGAAGGCACAUCCGCCAACCACCCGGAACGGGGGAAAAUGCUGAAUAUCCUUGCUUUCCUGCUCUAUCAGAGAUUCAUACGUACUGCUUCAUUCGAGGAUCUACAGGAAUCCACAACCCUGUUUGUGGAAAGCUUGCACAGCGAAGCAUCGGCCAUUCAUGUUCGCAUUGCCGCCGGCCGGGAGUUACUGUCAAUACCCAACAUCACCCAGUGUGGCCAAUGCAUGUACGACAUGGCGCAAACCACUGUCGGCCUCAUUCCAUUAUCUACGCCCUUGUCCCUUGUCUCGGACGAGAAGAAGGUUUCUCUCGCCAAUGCCGCCGGCGCCACCUGCGACGCCGCCGCUGUUGCGCUACAAGCCGGCGAGGGCCCGGUAGCAGCCAUCCAGCUUCUCGAGGUUGGCCGAGGCGUUAUCGCAAGCUCCCUCCAGAACCUGCGAACCGACGUUUCCCUUCUCCGGGAACGACAUCCCGAGCUGGCGGGCUCCUUUGACGAUUUGCGGCGUCAACUGGACGCGCCGACGUCACGCGAUACGCUUCAGGCGGCCGAGACCGCUUCCGGUCCACCAGCGCAGGCUGCAGCCGACCUACGCCACAAGGCUUCCCGCGAGAUGGCCAUCUUGUUGGACGAAAUCCGGAAGAAGCCCGGGUUUGAGGGCUUUUUGCUGCCGGCAAGGGAGGCCGAGAUAAUGGGGGCAGCAGCCUUUGGCCCCAUUGUCAUCCUGAACGUCAGCUCGCAUCGGUGUGAUGCCCUCAUCGUUGAGCCGUCGCGUAUCCGGGUACUGGAGUUACAAGAUCUUUCCAAAGAGGCCAUCAUGGAGCGAACGAGCGACUGCGGGUCCACCGAAACGCUGGAGUGGCUUUGGGAUGUCGUUGUCGGACCGGUCCUGGAGGCUUUGGGAUACACGGGAAUCCCGCCCGCAAGCUCCUGGCCGCGUGUCUGGUGGAUUCCGACAGGACCACUGAGCAUGUUCCCUCUCCAUGCCGCAGGGUAUCAUGCACAACCCGGUAACAAGUCGGCACUCGAUAGAGUUAUCUCGUCCUACAGUUCCACCAUCAAGGCGAUCAGCCACACUCGCCAGCAGCGAAAAGCAGCUCCUAGCCGCGAAUCGAGCGGCAGCGCCGUUCUCCUCUCGAUGACCAACACGCCGGGCGAGCGUCCACUCCAGUAUGCCGCCGAGGAGAUCAGCGCAGUGAAUACUAUUUGUGUUGGCAUGGGGUUGUCGACGCUCCAGCCGCGGGCUACUCAUGCCGAGACUCUUUCAGCGUUGGCCAACUGUACAGUCUUCCACUUUGCAGGGCACGGUAGCACGCAUGCCGAUCCGCUACAGAGCCAACUGUGUCUCGAAGACUGGAAGCAGCAUCCCUUGACGGUGUCAAGCCUCCUUGAGACCCAGUUGGGCUCAGUUGCACCCUUCCUCGCCUUUCUCUCGGCAUGCGGCACCGGCCAGAACAAGGACGAAGAGUCGGCGGACGAAAGCAUACACCUUACGAGCGCGUUUCAGUUGGCAGGGUUCCGGCAUGUGAUUGGCACCCUCUGGGAGGUGGACGACAAGCUCUGUGUCGAUAUAGCUACAAUGACCUACGACUUCAUGAGCGAGAACAAAAUGGAUGAUGCGUCUGUCAGUGGUGGGCUGCACCACGCAGCCCGGGCGCUUCGAGACCGGUGGGUCGACGACGAACUGCACAUCGGUGACGGGGAAAGAAAAGUAAGAGACAUCGUCCUGUGUGACGACGAACCGGCUUCUAGUGGGCUAUCUUGGGUACCAUAUAUCCAUUAUGGUAUUUGA